GCAAUGUGGACAGGUAGCCAAAAAAACACUGAAUGUUGUUGCUAAAGUUUUCAACACCAGUUGAAGAGAGGAUAUUUUGCUAUGAGAUUAAACCGACAAACUUAAAAAAACAAAAAUAUGUUCAUUUAUUUACGAAAUUAAGAAAAACAGUAUGGAACGUGAUGUGGAUUAUCCGUAGGCCUAGGUCUAACGAUCCUAUUGGGAAUACCUUGAUUUGUUGUAGCAUAUCCGAAAGCUGGGCUCAUAAAUAAGCAAGAUCGUGGCCCUGGUGGACCGUGGGUCAUUUUAUUGACGUUUGCCUAGUGCUGUGGUGACCCACAGGGUCAUGCUGAUGGAACAGGACACUCAGUGGCUGUACCACCUCCUGGCCGAGGUCCAGUUGGAGAGGUUUUACCUGCGUGUCCGGGACAGCCUCAACAUCACCCGCGUAGAGCAUUUCGCCUACGUUAAAGAGUCUGACCUCCAACAGAUUGGCAUCAGCAAACCAGGACAGAGAAGAUUAUGGGAGGCUGUGAAAAACUUCAAGAUCAGCGUGAGGCCCAAAUCGUGGAUGGCCAAGGCUAUCAGUGGGUGUGGUCCGGAGGGGGGUGAUCGAUGGGGCAGCGUGGGGUCGGGCCAGGAGAAAGGGGGGCGGGCCCUCACCUGUCUGAUCCAGGACGAUGAGCUGACUCUGGGGGAGAAGCUGGGAACGGGCUCCUUCGGCGUGGUGAAGAGAGGAGAGUGGCAGACCCCAACUGGGAGAGUGCUGCCGGUGGCAGUGAAGUCUCUGAAAAGUUGUCUUUCCAGACAGACAGACACCAUGACAGACUUUCUCCAGGAGGUGACCACCAUGCAGUCACUUGACCACCCCAACAUCAUCCGCCUCUACGGAGUGGUGCUCACACAGCCCCUCAAGAUGGUGACAGAGUUGGCCUGUCUGGGGUCCCUGUAUGACAUGCUGCGCUCUCGCCAGCACGAGUACCCCCUGGCACGCCUCUGGCUCUUCGCCACCCAGAUAGCAGCGGGUAUGGAGUACCUGGAGGGUCGCAGGUUCAUCCAUAGGGACCUGGCUGCCCGGAACGUUCUGCUGGCCUCCAGGGAGAUGGUGAAGAUUGGGGACUUUGGUCUGAUGAGGGGCCUGAGCCAGGAGACAGACCACUACGUGAUGACGGCCCACAGACAUAUCCCCUUUGCCUGGUGUGCCCCAGAGAGUCUGCGUGUGGGCUCUUUCACCCACUCCUCUGACGUGUGGAUGUUUGGGGUCAUUCUCUGGGAGAUGUUCACCUACUGUGAGGAGCCUUGGCGGGGGCUAUCUGGCAGACAGAUCCUCUGGCGUGUGGAGCUGGAGGGACAGCGUAUGGAGAGACCCCCUGACUGUCCUCAGGAACUCUACUCUGUGAUGAGAAAGUGUUGGGCCUGCACCCCCUCCAACCGACCCACCUUCUCCCAGCUCACCACCCUGGUUGCAGAGGCUCAGCCUUUGGAGGUGUGUGCUGUACGGGACUUUGUGGAACCUGGAAAACUCGCCCUCCUGUCCAACGACCUCGUGACCAUCAUAGACCAUAGUCUGGAGCUGUGUGAGUGGAAGGGCCAGAACCAAAGGACCUUGAUAGUGGGCUGGUUCCCCCCGAGCCUGGCUGCUCCCUCCCUCUCCGCCCCCAGCAGCGCCCCUGCUCUUCUCACCACAGCCCCCGUCGCUGCAUCGAGCCUCAUCCCGGCCCCCCUGAAGGGCAGUCUACAGCACACGGGGCAGAGUGAGACCCACCCCAACCGUAACUGGGGCACGCCAGAAUGCCUCAACGAGAGAGUAAACUGGAGAAGAAGCCCAGCAAAUAGAGAGAGAGAGGGCGGCUCCAAUUUACAGAAAAUGUCAGGUAUGACCAGGAGUCUGGAGUCUGUCCUGAGUGAUCCCCAGAGCAGGACCUUAGGAGGGGUCAAGGUGGACCCCCGUCGUGGACCCCUCCCCAACGUCAUGGUUGCCCGCAGCGUUGUGGUGCAGCAGGAUCCCCAUCGGUUCAGCGAGGCCAGCAUCAACCCCCCACCUCGACCUCUCCCGCCCAACCUCAAACGCGUCAAGAUUCCCAAGGUGGCCUUGUUCCGAGAUCGGAGGCCUGUAAAUCCAUCCGCAGGUUCCUUGUGGCCUCCACAACCGCAAAAGAAUCCUCAGCAGCAGAUGCUACAGCCACCCCAGCCCCAGCUGCAGCAGACCAUGGGGGGCAGCGACCUGGGCAAAAUAGCCCACAUGGCAUGGUCCAAACCAGCACUGGAUGACUAUGGAGACAAGGAGAGGAAUCAAGAAAAGGAGUGGGUGGUGAGGGAACGAGAGAGGGAGAGGUACCCGUCUCAAGUACAACACACCAGGGAAGCCUUCAUAGCACAGGUCAUGGAAGCAGUGCAUGGAGUGACCAAUGAGGAGGUUCGGAACGCACUUCACUGCAAUGAAUGGAACCCUAUAAGGGCCCAGCAACAACUCAAGAUGGAGCAACUGCACUCUCUGAGCCUGUGUUCUCGUGACGACUGCCUAAGGAUCUUGUCACGCUAUCAGUGGGAUCUACAGCUGGCCAGCCGCUACCUGUUCAGAAUGGUACGGGAGGAGAGGACUGGAGGAGGAGGAGAAAGGGAGAGGAGGGACGGAGAGAGAGAGGCACCCCCUGCUGUCAUGGAGAGACGAGGAGUAUGAGAGGUGCGGGGAUGGAGGGAUACUGGAAGAUUUACGAAAUUGAAGAGUUACUGAGGAGCUAUUUGAGGAAUUUAAGAGAUGGGAUGGUUGAUUAAAGAUGAAUGGAACAUAUAUGAAGUGAACCAUAAAGACAUUACAGUCCUCCCAAAUACAAUUUGUAUCCCUUUUUACAAUUCUGUUUAGUCUUUUUUAAUGAUGUGACAGACAGCCACGUCCUCUCUGUUCUCAAAAGUAGUUGUGUAUCAUGAUGAAUUUGUAAAUAGAAUGCCUUACAAAAGUAUUCAGACCCCUUGGAUUUCUUCACAUUUUAUUGUGUUACAAAGUGGGAUUCAAAUGGAUUGAAUUGUUAUUUUUUUGUCAAAGAUUUACACAAAAUACUCUAAAAUUCUAACAUUUUAAAAACUAAAAUAUAGUAAUUGCAUUAAGUAUUCAGGUCCUUGACUCAAUACGUGUUAGAAACACCUUUUGGUAUCGCUUACAUCUGUGAGUCUUCUUGGAUAAGUCUAUAAGAGCUUCAUAUACCCGGAUUGUGCAAUAUUUGUCCAUUAUUAAUGUAAAAAUUAUUCAAGCUCUGUCAAGAUGUUGGUGAUCAUGGCUAGACAGCAUUGUUAAAAUAUUGCCAUUUAAGCAGAUUUAAGACAAAACUAACUUGGCCACUCAUGUACAUUCACUGUCUUCUUGGUAAGCAGCUCCGGUGUAGAUUUGGCCUUGUGUUUUAGGUUAUUAUCCUGCUGAAAAGUGAAUUCCUCUCAUAGUCUCUGGUGGAAAGCAGACUGAAGCAGGUUUUCGUCUAGGAUUUUGCCUGUGUUUAGCUCCAUCCCGUUUUUUUAAUCCUGAAAAAAAUCCCCAAUAUUUUCUAAAGGGAAGCAUACCCAUAACAUGAUGCAGCCACCACCAGCAACACAGCAGUUUCAUUCCUGUCCUGCAGCUCAGUUCAGGAUAACUAUUUUUUUAUGUCUGGGUGGUUUAAUACAUAAUCCACAGCAUAACAAUUCACUUGACCAUGAUUAAAGAGCUAUUCAAUGUCUGAUUUGUUAUUGUUGCCCACUUUCAUUAUCCUUCUUUGAUUCUUUCGAAAAGCUUUUUAGUUGAAUCUGUACUUGGAAUUCAAUACUUGACUUUACAGAUGUGUGUAUGGGGGGGCAGAGAAAAAGUUAGUAAUUAAACAAAUCCAUGUCAUUUAUGUGAUUUGUUAAGCCAAAUGUACUCCUGAACUAAUUUAGGCUUUCCUAAACAAAGAGGCUGAAUACGUAUGCAACAACUCUAUUUUAGUUAUGAAUAUUUGAUUUAUCAUGAAAAAAUAAAUUUUACUUCCUCAUUUAAGAGAAUUUUGUGUAGAUUGUUGACAAAUAAAUUACAAUUAAAUCCAUUUGAAUCCCACUUUACACCAAUAAAAUUAAGAAAUUCAAGGGGUCUGAACACUUUUGCAAGUCACUAUUGUAUUAGCAUUGAUUAUAUUUGUUGAAUAAAUUGUUGAUACAAAUUGUGCAUGGCGCUAGUGAUGUGUACAUGUGACUCAUGCCCCUCAAUUUACACCCAGUCAAGAGAGUUGGGAUGUUGUAAGAAUUAAAAGAUCUACAGAGUGAUGUAAUUUCCUUUCA
Molecule: messenger RNA, 4260 nt
Organism: Oncorhynchus masou masou (cherry salmon)
Lineage: Eukaryota; Metazoa; Chordata; Actinopteri; Salmoniformes; Salmonidae
Product: activated CDC42 kinase 1-like
Exons: 15
Coding region: 326-2659 (777 amino acids)
Biological process (GO): protein phosphorylation
Molecular function (GO): ATP binding; protein tyrosine kinase activity
Source: RefSeq, a predicted model, not a curated record